GUGGAGGCGGGCGGUGUGGAGGAGCGACGCUCCGCCGGGAGGACCGGAGAACAGCCGCACGGCUGGAUGAAGGCAGCGGGCUGAGGGGGAACCGGAGCCGCCGCGGAGCAGCGCGAACCCCGCUGAAGGAGCAGGAAGAGCCCGAGGCCCGGCGCCCCGGCAGACCCGGCAGACCCGCUCCCGGCCCGGACAGACCCGGCAGACCCGCGGCUCGGCGCCGCUUCCCCUGCCGGGCUCCGGCGCUCCAUCACCCGCCAUCACACCGACCGGACGGCGGCUCCAGCGGCCGUCCAGACGCUUCGCUCUGCGGACCGCAGCAGACCCGGAGCGGCGGAAGCAGUUUCCCACACAGACAGUCAGGACUGCAGCACACAGAGACGUUGAAGCUCCUUCACGGCCGACGCUGAACUCUGUCCUCUGUUCAAAAGGCCUGACGUCGGCGCCGUGUGGACCGCCGCCCUCGGCAUCAUGUUCAGUCUCACGUCUCCGGUGAGGAUGCCGCUUGGCCCGGGGGAAGACCGCUCCGCUGCGCCCCUGCCCCCCUCCCGGAGGCGGGGCUCGUCCACGCCCGUCGCCGCCGCCUCGUUACGGGACUGCUGAAGCUCUGCGGGAGGCCUCGGGCGGAGGCUGUCUCCAUGGCGAACGUUACCCUGGGCUCCCACUCGCCUCCGGAGCCGGUCGCGCCCACGGCGGCGCCUUCGGAGACCCGGCAGGGCGUGGGCCUGCCCCUGCAGGUCUUCUUCUGCCUGGCCAUGGCGGCCAUCCUGCUGCUGGCGCUGUCGGGGAACGUGGUGGUGUGCCUGAUGGUGUACCAGAGGUCCGCCAUGCGCUCGGCCAUCAACAUCCUGCUGGCCAGCCUGGCGCUCGCGGACAUGAUGCUGGCCGUCCUGAACAUGCCCUUCGCUCUGGUCACCGUGGUGACCACCAGCUGGAUCUUCGGGGACGUGUUCUGUCGGGUUUCCGCCAUGCUCUUCUGGCUCUUUGUGAUGGAAGGCGUGGCCAUACUGCUUAUAAUAAGCAUAGACCGCUUUCUGAUCAUCGUGCAGAAGCAGGACAAGCUGAGCCCGCAGAGGGCCAAGCUGCUGGUGGGGGUCACCUGGGGCCUGUCCUUCCUGUUCUCCUUCCCCCUGGCCGUGGGCUCGCCCCCCCUGCAGACCCCCCCCAGGGCCCCUCAGUGCGUGUUCGGCUACAGCGCCGAGCGGGGCUACCACGCCUACGUCCUGGUCCUGAUGCUGGUCUUCUUCUUCCUUCCUUUCGUGGUCAUGCUGUACACGUUCAUGGGAAUCCUCAACACCAUCCGCCACAACGCCGUGCGCAUCCACAGCCACCCGGACGGCGUCUGCCUGAGCCAGGCCAGCAAGCUGGGCCUGCUGAGCCUGCAGCGCCCCUUCCAGAUGAACAUCGACAUGAGCUUCAAGACCCGUGCCUUCACCACCAUCCUCAUCCUCUUCUCCGUCUUCACCGUGUGCUGGGCGCCCUUCACCGCCUUCAGCCUGGCGGCCACCUUCAGCCACGGCUUCUACCGGAGAGACGGCUUCUUUCAGAUCAGCACCUGGGUCCUGUGGCUGUGCUACCUCAAGUCGGCCCUCAACCCUCUCAUCUACUACUGGCGAAUCAAGAAGUUCCGCGACGCCUGCCUCGAUCUGAUGCCCAAAUACUUCAAGUUUCUUCCUCAGCUGCCCGGAAACACCAAGAGGCGCAUCCAGCCGAGCGCCGUGUACGUGUGUGGAGAGCACCGGUCUGUGGUUUGAGUCGGAGAAAUCCUCUGUGACGCUGUCCGAACGACACCUCCGGGUCUGUCGGUAAGCGUCCAGACUGACAGCAGCGCUGUGUCCAGGAGGCUUGGUCCUGCAGAGGCCGGUGAACUGAGAGAACCGAUCCAGAAGGUCCAGAAUGACUCCAGCGUGUCUCAGGUUCUGUUUCACCAGUGUGAAGCUCACAGUGCAUUCAGGCCCAGAGGCUGACUGGUUCUGCUUCUUCUGAGAGAUUCUUCUGAUCCGUCCAGCAUGGGACCGUCAGACCGCCGCCCCCCCUGCCCUGUGCUGUCGCUGUGCUGCACAGGAGCUCACUCCCCAGUAGUAUCUCAGCUGAUUGGAGAACACUGGUUUCCUCUCCUCCGAUGUCCCUGAGGUUCAGCACUGACAGACCGGCUCCUGCUGACUGAAGGGAACUGCACCGUCCUCUGCAGGGACUGAUCUCUGCAGAGUCUCCCAGGUUUCAGUGUGGAGCUGCAGCUCUGGUACCUUACAGUCCUCACCAUGUUGUCUUCUCACCCAUUAACCCCUAGAGUCAGCAUGACCAUCGGGCUUUGUGCUGUGGUGUAGUCGUGGGCCGAUCGCUGCUGCAGCAGACGUCUCUAGUUAACCUGUGGAGUUCACUGCCAAACCACUUGAUGCAUUUAUGCAAAAGGUCAAGUCAGGGUCAACUUCUUUUGCCACUUGAUUUUGUGUUCCUGGCCUGGAACCCACAAUGCUUCACUCUGAUCCCACGCCCGGUGUCCAGGUCAGCGAGGCUUCCUGAAGCCCUCAGGACGGCCUGCGGGCGGGUGGGCGGGGUCAGCUGGCUCGCUGUGUGGAGGGAGCUGUCAGGGCGGCCGGCUCCACGUCUCUGGAGCCGCCAGUCUCAGGAGAAGCUUCUAGAAGCUUAGUUUGACUAGAGAAGGUGUCUGUUUGGUUGGAAACAGGAAGUCUUCAGAAAAUUCAGCAUGGUGGGUUUGGCCGUCCAGUGGCCUUUCAACAGUCAACCGUUUCUCUCCUUUUUCAGUCUGUUCGGUGUGUAAGUGAAGACUUCACCGCUGAGGCAGGUGGGUACGCUGCCAUCAACAGGCGGAUGUGCUGAAGACUAUCAGCGUGACAGGAUGGAGCUGAUGGGUGGAGGUCCCGACACCGCGGGACGGAACAGCCUCCUAUUGACCACAGGACUGACUGCACACCAAGUCCGGUCGCUUCAGCCUGUCAAGGUCACAGGGGUCGCUGGGUCAGAUCAGAGGGGAAACCUGACCCCUGCUGAGUGCCAAAGCUGUUGGUCUUCAGAAGACAGUCCAGAACAGUCUGUGUGUCCAGUAAAGACCCCAGAGUCCCCCACCUGCUCCACACACGGCCACGCCCCCUGAUGGAGGACCACCCAGGUGAAGGAAGCCUGGUGAAGAGCCCUGAACGGUGGGACAGAGCCUCCAUCUGGACCUGCUGGGGGGGGGAGGGAGCUGAGAGCCUCCGUCUGGACCUGCUGGGGGGCGGAGCUUGUACAUCUUGUUUUUGCGGGCUGGAAUAGCAGCCACACCGUUGCUGAUGUGUGUGUGUCGGGUGUUCUGUGCCUCUGGACUGAAGCUGCUCUGGUGACGUGCCGUACUGCUGAAUGUAAUAAAGGAAGUGGACGUU
Molecule: messenger RNA, 3377 nt
Organism: Salarias fasciatus (jewelled blenny)
Lineage: Eukaryota; Metazoa; Chordata; Actinopteri; Blenniiformes; Blenniidae
Gene: gpr63
Product: G protein-coupled receptor 63
Exons: 3
Coding region: 636-1751 (371 amino acids)
Biological process (GO): G protein-coupled receptor signaling pathway
Cellular component (GO): membrane
Molecular function (GO): G protein-coupled receptor activity
Source: RefSeq, a predicted model, not a curated record